AGCAAGCCCAGUUUCGUUUUUCUUACAGCUGAGUCCUUAAAAGGACCAGUUGUAAACCCUUCACAUCCUCAUUCACCAACAUGUUUUCGUGGGGUGAGGACUAUCGGCAGAGCUUUCGCCAGAAAAAUACCUCAAAUGUCCCAUCUUCGGAUCGAGUUCAUUUUUUAAACCUCAGCUUCCGCAUCAGGGACCUUUCUGCUGCUCAUCAUGUUCUCGCUUUCGUCAAAGAUGUUGGAGAUGCGUCUAUUAUCCGCACACAGGAGAGAGGAGAUGGGAGUAGAGGGAAGCAAAAGUUUGUUAAUUGUGGCGAGAAGAUCCAGGCUGUCAGCUGUGGAGAUGAUGUUGUCUGCCUUCUGUCUGAGGGGGGUAAAAUCUUCUGCGUGGACCCUAAUAUCACUCCGUUCACUCCCAGAACUCCACCAGCGCUGUCCAGCAUCAUAGUGACCCAGAUUGCCUGUGGGAGCCAUCAUACUGUCGCACUCACCAAAGAUGAUCAAGUGUACACAUGGGGCCAGGACUCCAGGGGUCAGCUGGGACUGGGUGGGAGUAAUUCUGGAGCCGGUUCACCUCAACAUAUCAGAUCUCUGUCAGCCGUCCCGGUGGUUCAGGUCUCUGCAGGAGGACAGCAUAGCUUUGCUCUCACCGUGUCCGGAGGCGUGUUCGGCUGGGGCAGAAAUGACUGCGGACAGCUUGGACUGGGAGACACUGAAGAUAGAACCACACCAGUGCCUGUCAAUUAUCUGAACACAAAGAAAGUCAUUCAUAUUUCCAGUGGACAGGAACACACUGUUGCUCUGACAAAGGACGGUGCAGUGUUUACGUUUGGCUCCAGCCAAUACGGACAGCUUGGACACAACUCGUUCCGAAAUGAGCUCCGUCCUCGGCUUGUUGCAGAGCUCUGGGGGGCAAAGGUCACCAAAACUGCAUGUGGGAGAUAUCACACAUUAGUGCUGACAGACCGUAUGAAGGCGUACUCCUUUGGUUGUAAUGAUCAUCAGCAGCUGGGACGUGAUGAGGAGAGUCAUUCGUCUGUCCCACUACCUGUACAAAUACCUCUCUGUCCCACAAACGGUCACCGGAUUGAAAAUAUCUUCGCUGGAGCAGAUUGUUCGUUUGCAACCUGCAGACCUAAAGAGGACGGAUUGAACUCAAAGAUCAACAUAACGCAACAGCCUAUUGAAAAACUGGUGGCUCAAUGGACCUUUGAAGCAAAGUUGGGACUAGUGACAAAACAGGAAAUUCAUAGAACAUUUUCCUCUGCUUCAAUUGUGAAUCGAAGUUUCCUUGAUCAAAGCAAAGAUAAGCAUUUCCGGACCUCAACAAACUACCCUGGUUUGGAUUUAUCGUUGGCCAAGAGUGUGUUUGAAAACCUUUUAAUUGAGAAGGUUCUUCAAUCCGAGGUGGAAACGGCUAUCCUGCUGUUGCUUCCUCGUCUUGACAACAAACCAGUGGGAGUGGAGGGUUUGAGGGUCUUCCUGGUUCUGACUGAGCUUCUUCAUGUGACUCAGAAAUAUUGUCAGCCACUGAUUUCCUCAACAAGCCUGAAACUGGUCGAGGAAAUCAGUGUUGCCUUCCAAAAACUUUCUCCUGAAAGCCUCCGGAUUAUAGGAGACUGGUGGUAUUCCCUGUUACCCGCUACAAUGAUCAGACAUGUAAACGUAUGGAAGACGGCUCUCGCAUGGCCAGUUUCUCGCUACUCGUUCAAGUGUAUCUUGCUGAUCCUCCAGAAUCUGUUUGAGGCCAACAGGAAGAAAAUCCCUGAACAGACAUUUGGUGUGGAGUUUCACCCAACAUUUCUUCAAGAAGAUCUGCAGCUCUGGCGUAGAAUGUCACUAAACAGGAUGGGGGAUAAUCAACCCCUCAUCCUCUGUGAUUUUGCAUUUGUUAUGGAUCUGAAGUCAAAGAAAAUGGUUUUUGACACCAACGCUGCUUGGACUCAGGGUGAGCAUCAGAAUUGUCUUUUUAAACUCAACCUGAGGCGAGCUUCACUUUUGGAGGAAGCCUUCGUUCAGCUGGCCUCUGCUCAUCAAACUGACCUUAAGAAGCAACUCAUGGUGCACCUUGAUGGAGACUCAAAGGUCACAUUAGUCUAUAGAUCAGAUUUUUUCCACCACCUCAACAUCGUUAAAGAAAAAAGAGAGAUGUUCAUGUUGAACGAGUCUGAAACACUAGCCUGGUUCUCCUCCAGAACAGCAGAGAGAGACCAGGCAAACUUCCACCUGUUGGGGAUUCUGUGUGGAUUGGCCUUAUACAAUAAGAGCUUCAUACAAUUUCCCUUCCCACUGGUUCUGUUCAAAAAGCUGCUCGACAUUGAGUCAACUCUGGAAGAUAUGAUGGAGUUCAACGAAGGAGUUGGCAGGCGUCUGCAAUACAUAUUGGACUACGAAGACGACCUGGAAGACUUGCUUCUCACCUUCGAGAUUAACUGGGAUGAGACAGAUGUCGACCUUGAUCGUAGUAAUCCAGGAAAGCCGGUCACAAACCAAAACAAGAAGGAGUUUGUGGAUGCCUACGUGAAUUAUGCCUUCAACAAGUCAGUGGAGGGCGUGUUUCAGGAGUUCAAGCGCGGUUUCUUCCUGGUGUGUGACCAGCAGCUGGUGAAGCUUUUUAGACCAGAGGAGCUGCAGGGUGUCUUGGUGGGAGGAGACGUCUAUGACUGGGUGAAGCUCAAACAGAACACACAGUAUGUGUGGGUCAGUGACAGACACCCAACCGUACAGAUGUUUUGGGAAGUUUUUGAUGAACUUACUGAAGAACAGAAAAAAGAUUUUAUAUUGUUUCUGACUGGGACUCGGAAAGUCCCUGUUCUCGGCAUGGACCAGAUCAGGAUGAAAAUAACAAUAAAACAAAUCCAGAGUGGCCUUGCUGAUGAGGAAUUCCCAGAGUCAUUGACAUGUCACUCUAUUCUUGAAUUGCCAUUGUACUCGACCAAAGAGAUCAUGCGGGAAAGACUGACGGAGGCCCUGAAAUCAAAGAGAGGAUUCACGACGUGAAUCUAUGAACAUAUCACACACUAAGGAUAAAAUAUUGCAAUGUACUGGAAAUAUGCCAUUAAAACGAGGUGAAGUGACAGCACUUAAAAAUUUAUAUAUCCUAUACAUUUACACUGAAAUGACCUUUUUUUUCUGUGAUCUACUGCACUUAGUAUUUGUAUUUACAGAAGGAUUUGAUAACUAAAGUAUUUUAUUACUAUGUGAUAUACAGACAUGAAGUUCAGAACACAAUUUUACUUCCUUGCAUGUUUAUAUUUUUGGGUUGUAACUGCAACAUUGAGUUUAAGGUGUUAUUUUUAGUGUUGUUUCUGAUGUAACUUUGAGGUUUGAAGAUUUUUUUUUUUUAAUGAAACAUUGACCAACAUAUUUUAUGUGUAUGAUUUUGGUGAUAGCCCUCAUAAAAAUGCAAUGUUUGUUCAGUUGUUGGUGUUUUCUUUACAACUUUGUAAUUUUGUACUUUUGUUAUGUAAAGCUGCUGAAAUGUGCUAUACAAAUUAACCUGACUUGACUUGACUUAAACUAUUCAUAUUAUCACUGAAAUAUACAUUAAAUGAAUAUUAGCCACCAUGGCUACUCAGUGGCAGGGAAUCCAGCAGUAAUUUUAUGUUUUAGAAAUUGUAAUUGCUUAUUCUUUGUGAGUUUUGACUUUCACGUUUGUAACUGCAUAAUAAACUAGAAUGUAGUUGAAAAUAA
Gambusia affinis (western mosquitofish) is the source of this 3686-nucleotide messenger RNA. Its product is annotated as probable E3 ubiquitin-protein ligase HERC4. The transcript is spliced from 23 exons. Gene Ontology annotation, molecular function: ubiquitin protein ligase activity. Lineage: Eukaryota; Metazoa; Chordata; Actinopteri; Cyprinodontiformes; Poeciliidae. The coding region runs from base 81 to 2993 and encodes 970 amino acids. Gene Ontology annotation, biological process: protein ubiquitination; ubiquitin-dependent protein catabolic process. The record is from RefSeq and is a predicted model, not a curated record.